Myxocyprinus asiaticus (Chinese sucker) is the source of this 5775-nucleotide messenger RNA. RefSeq names its product sprouty-related, EVH1 domain-containing protein 2. The transcript has 6 exons. Gene Ontology annotation, biological process: negative regulation of MAPK cascade; multicellular organism development. NCBI's taxonomy places the organism in Eukaryota, Metazoa, Chordata, Actinopteri, Cypriniformes, Catostomidae. Bases 414 to 1658 code for a protein of 414 amino acids. Gene Ontology annotation, cellular component: membrane. Gene Ontology annotation, molecular function: protein kinase binding. The record is from RefSeq and is a predicted model, not a curated record.
UCCAACAUGGAGUAAUCAGAGAUGGGGCUCGUCGGGGCCACCCUCAGCAGCAUCAGCGCAUACUUCAACACAGGGAUUUUUCGGAAAUACAUUGAAGCACUCCUUAAUAGCCAAACUGUGGAAAAUUAAUCGGGGGAUCUGUCGAUCCAUUGAAGUUGUUGUUUUUAACUCCAAGAUCCUCCAACAUCAGCAACUGGUAAGAUCCAGUGGGGGGAAAAAAGAAACGAAAAAACUCAUCAAGACGGAGGAGAAGAGAGGAGAGCGCAAAACAAUCCAACACCGCACAAAAGAGCGACGGGAAGACACAGCUGCUGAUCGAAAUGUGAGGGAUUAUUUGGGAAAGAGUGGCAUAAAAAUGACGAACGAAAAGACAGCACCCGUUGUGGGAUUUUAUUGUAGGUGAAACGAGAAAAAUGAUUGAAGAAACACACCCAAACGAUGACAGUUACAUUGUGCGCGUCAAAGCGGUGGUCAUGACCCGAGAUGACUCCAGUGGAGGUUGGCUGGCACAGGAAGGCGGAGGCCUCAGCAGGGUGGGCGUCUGUAAGGUGAUGCCUGCUGAGCUGACCGGCUGCAGCGACUUCCUCAUCCAGGGCGAGCGCCUCAGAGACAAGCAGGUGAUCUUGGAAUGUUUUGUGAGGAAGGAUCUGAUCUACACCAAGGCCACACCCACAUUUCACCACUGGAAGGUCGACAACAAAAAAUGUGGCCUGACGUUCCAGAGCCCCGCAGAUGCCCGUGCCUUUGACAGAGGUGUGCGGAAAGCCUUGGAGGACAUAACAGAGGGUUCCACAACUUCCUCAUCAACGCUCCAGAAUGAAGCUGAACUUGGAGACGAUGAUGUGUUCACAGCCACCACUGACAGCUCCUCAAACUCAUCUCAGAAGAAGGAACAUGCCGCAAAGCUAGUGGCCACCUCCACUUUCUACGAACCUCACCCACAUCGCUGCAUCCUGCAGUGUCAGCCGCCUGAGCGCUACAAUCUAGAACAGAAGUUCUCCAGGAAUCCCUUCCCCUUUGAGGAUGAGGAGAUAGUCCGAAUCAACCCCCGAGAGCGCUGGCUGAUCACAGGCUAUGAAGACUACCGCUAUGCUGCCGUGCCAGACAAGUUCAUCCAGCCAGAUGACUCGGACUUGUACGUUCACAUCGCUAAGAACGAACCCCUAAAGCACGACUACAACUACCCCUACAUGCCCAGCUCAGACUUCAGCCAGUGUGACCUCAAGAGCCACUGCGGGGCCAGCGAGGGCGUCGUGGUGGCCACCCAGCCACGCUCCUUCAAGCUCAAGGGCAAGCGAAGGAAAGAGGACGGUGAGCGAUCGCGCUGCGUCUACUGCAGGGACAUGUUCAACCACGAGGAGAACCGGCGCGGCCAGUGCCAUGAUGCCCCAGACCCCAUUAGAACCUGCAUCCACCGGGUCAGCUUUAUGUGGUGCGCUGACAGCAUGCUCUACCACUGCAUGUCCGAUCCGGAAGGUGACUACUCUGACCCAUGCUCUUGCGACACCACUGAGGAACGUUUCUGCUUGCGCUGGACAGCUCUGCUGGGUCUGUCGGUGUUGGCACCCUGUUUGUGCUGCUACCCGCCGCUGCACCUGUGCCACCGCUGCGCCGUGGCCUGCGGCUGCUGUGGAGGAAAGCACAAGGCCGUUGUUUGAGCCCCUCCCCUGCCCUCCUCCCAAACAAAUCCUAAACCCGCCCCUCACAACGCUAGCACUGAGGAGGGCAGGAGCGCAAGAAACAGACGUGGGUGGCUCAUUCGAGAUUUUACACAGUAAAAAAUUAAUUUCUUUAUCAGAAUGUACUUGUUUCCAGUAGAAAUAUCUAGACAUCCUUAAAACAAGAACACAUUUACUUGAGAAUCAACACUGCAUAAGAUGUAGACAUAAGACUUGAGUUUAUAUUUCUUAUCCCAUGUGCAAUUUAUUUGUCUUGUUUUAAACAUAAAUCUAACAAAAUGUUAUAAAAUGUAUUAAAGUUUAUUCUCAAAACAAGAAAAGACAAUUUCCCAAUGGGGUAAGAAAACAAAUCUUAAUUCAAGAUCUUAAAAAACAAAAUCUUAUUUUCACAAUUUUUACUGGAGGCUCAGAUAUUUUAGUGGAACAAGACAAAACACUGAUUAAGAAAAUAAUUUUUGCAGUGUACUGUCUUUUACUUUGGUCUGUUCUGGUUCCAGAAAAGAAACUUGGUGCAUUUAACUGGCUUGAAAAACUUUUCCUUCCCUUUUGUUUUGUUUUUAUAAAUAUGAAUGUGUGUGUGUGUGUGUGUGUGUGUGUGUGUGUGUGUGUGUGUUCUUUUCUCCCCCUUUUAUGUUGGAUGUUUCUCUCAGUUCCUCAUGAAAGAAAUUGCUCUUUUUGUCAGGUGGCUCUUGGAGCCUUCAUGUCAUGCAUUACUUAUGCAGGUACUUUAUAUUUUUUACACUGAUUUUACUGUUUCAAGAACUUGAAUCACUUGUUAUUUUAAAGUUGCGUGUGUUUGAUUUCAGCAUCCAUUGUUUUGAUUUUGUUGUUCAUUCACCGUGGCCAGCAAAGGGAGAAAUGAGCUGUUUACUCUUCCAAAACAGGUCUAUAGAUGAGCCGGCAUUUAUAUCCCAAGCCCUUUAACCAUUCAGAACAAUAACAUUGAGUUUAGCUUGAUACACUAAACCUGUAGUUGGGUGGACUGUAGGUUUGAAUGACAGAGUUGAUUUGUAGUGUGUUUGUGGGCGAGAGUGUGUGGAUGCCUGCGUGUGUGUUGUAAAUGAUAACAUUGUAUCACAGCAUAGUAUUGUCAUUAUUAUAUUUAAGCCAAAUUUACAUAAGCUGCAUUGAGAGUGUAUGUACAUACUGUAUACUCAUAUGUAUAUGUUUAAAAUCGAAUUAUUGUAGUCACCUUCAGCAGCCACAUCUGCGCUACAAGCAAUGGACUUCUUCCUUGUAGUUGACUUGUUUUGAUGUGAGGGUGACUUUUAAGUUCAAGCACACAGUAUUUGAUAUCCAAAGAGGAUUUUUGUCAUAUUUAUGUUCGCAGUCAAUUGAAUCACCAGCCAAAGGGAGAAAAAAAUAGAGAGAAAUUGUUGGACCGUGGACAAAGAAGCACAGCAACCGAGCCCACACAGCUUACACGGCAAAAAAAAGAGUUUCUUAAACAGUUUUUUUGUCUUGUUGCCAAGUAAAAAUAUCGAAAUAUUCUUAAAACAAGAUUCAUUUUUACAUUUUAAGUAAAAUUGUACGAGAUAACUAGAAUUGUUUUCAGUCCUAGCCAGUGUUGGGUAAGUUACUCAGAAAAUUACAGAUUACUAAUUACUUCUCUAAAAUUGUAAUCAGACUACUUUCACUUACUUAAUAGUAAAAGUAAUCACAUUACUUUUAAGUUACUUUCUAAAACAACAAAUUCAAAUAAUGUCUGUAUUAUGAUGUCUAUUCAUGCUUUUCAGCUGUCACAGAAGCGCAACAUCUGAACAUAAUUUAUGUUUUAAAUGGAUUUCACACAAAAUAUUAUUUAGCAAUAUGUGUAAACAAAGUAAUGUACUGUAAAAUAAUUAACUUAAUUGAAAGUAAGUAACUGUAAACUGAUUAUAGGAAUUUAAAAUGUAAUGUGUUACACUACUUUUUGAUUUACAGAUUAAGCAUUAGAUUACAGUAACUAAUUACUACGCAUAACUAAUUACUACGCAUACUACGUCAGAUCUCCCUUACUGACAGAUGGCUCAUAUACCUUAUUGGUAAUUUUUUUAUUAUUGUUAAUUUAAGCAUAAAUGUCACAACAUUUUGUUAGAGUUAUGCUUAAAACAAGAAAUAAUUGUCAAUGGUGUACGAAACAUAAUGCAUAUGAAGAUUAUAUUUUUUUAUAUAUAGGAUAUAUAAGGCAAAAAUACUGAUUAAGAAAUCAUUUUUGCAGUGUAUUUGAUUUCACAUAUUCUAAGGAGGGAAAACACUAAACCUCUAUCUUUUUCCCUUACCGACAGAUGGCUCAUAAUUUGUCUUUAUGGUCUUUAGAAGAAAAAGAAGGAAUUGUUGUCACAAAGAUGUUUCCAGCUUCAGUCCUUCUUUGCGAAGGAAAAAAGACAUAACACAAAAAUAAGCUUGAUUUCAAGGUGCUUUAAAGAGGAAAGUUUGCCAAACCGAUCUCCAGUUUCUUCAUUACAAUAAUGUUACUUAAAGCCUUAAUUUUGUCUCACGAGAACAAGUUUUUGCGAGGACAGUAAAACGAAUCAGUGCAGUUGCUCAGUGAAGAGAAUAUAAUAAAUAAAUAUUUUUCUAUCAUAGUAAAAAAAAAACUAAUAACACCCCAGUAUACUGUAUAAGCCUUUGUGUUGAAUAUAAAAGUGCUCCAGUUAUAAUGGAAGUAAAAUGGCAUGGUACAAUCGGUGAGGCCUCGAUCACCUCUCCCAUCCCUGUGAAGAUAUUCAUGGUUAUCGUUUCACUUUCCCGGAUAGAGGUUUAUGCUUUGUCUGAAUAAAUCAUCGACUGACAAAGCAUUACUCUGCAUAGAUAUUAAAACUGGAUGUGAGCAGUCAACAAAUGUACAGUAUGUGUGCGUCACAUGCUUGUUCAUGUUAUAUAAAUGUUCAGCAUGAAAUCAGCCUCAAAAUCACGUUCUCCUAAGAAGUGUUCUCAAAUUGCAGUUUAGCUACUCUUAAAAAUAAAGGUUCUUGAAUGGUUCUUUGAAGCAUCUUAGGUUCAGCAAAUAACCGUUUCUUAACAAGAAACAUAGGGUUUUUGGUUAGAGGUUUUUUUUUUUUUUUUUUUUUGGAGAUCAAAAAAGUUCUGCAGAUCAUUGGUUGUAGGUAUCCUCUUUUAAAGUCAACAUAAAAUCAAAAUUGACCCUGUUUGCUUUCUUAAUACACGUUCCUGGUCUUAUUGUGCACGAUUCAUCAGUGUACAAUAUUAAAAAAGAAUAAUAAUAACAAAAAAGUAUAAUUUUUUAUCAAAGUGUCCUCCAUUUCCUCAGUUUAAAAUUACUACAACUAUAUUUCUAGGUUUAAAUAAAAAAUAAAAAAGAUUUUGUUAUGUAGUCUCACAUUUUUGCACCACAAUAGAAAUGUGCUAUGGCAUUUUAAAAAACCUUUUGGAACCUUUAUUUUUAACAGUGUAGGGGUGAUAAUAUGUGCUUUAAUUAGUGUGUAGGUGUCUUAUGGGGAACGAGUAGAAGCCCCCUGUCGGUUCACUGGAAUCCUCUCAUUAAUAGGUGGUGGAGAGGAACGCAGGGGUCCAUGCAAACAUCCGCAGUGAGGUGUCAGAUGUCCUUUGUUCACCACGUGUCCUUUCUGUAUCUCAGUCUGUCAGCAUCUGCAAUACUGACAUCAUCCAAGCUUAGAGAAGAGCUGAAUUUUACUUUUCUAUCUGUGGUAAUGGAAAGUUAACCAAAAGCAUUCUGCGUGAACAUCUGUCCUGGUGUGACGUUUGGCUACUACACACAUUUACCUGUUAAAAAGUGCCUGAAGCAUAUUGUUAAUCGAUCUCCUUGUAUACUAAAAAAAAAAAAAAAAAAAAAAGAUAAAAAUGAAAUAAACCCUAUUGUAUUGAUUAGUUUUGUUUUUUACAAUCAAAAUUUUUACCUCUGUAAAAAGCAAAAAAGUCUAUAUCAAGUGUAUGAUGUAAAUUUUUAUUUCUAUUUUUUUUAAUCGUUUCUAACAUGUAUGAUCAAUGUAGCUCUUGCUUUUAAGAAAAGAUGGAAUGAAAAGAAAGUACUUUGUAAAUACCUGUUGAUCAUAUCAGAACUUCAUUGUGGCCUGGCCACCAUGGUGUAGUUCUACAUGUUUGUUCUAGGUCCCAAUAAAAAAGAAAGAAACCA